Molecule: messenger RNA, 1742 nt
Organism: Uloborus diversus
Lineage: Eukaryota; Metazoa; Arthropoda; Arachnida; Araneae; Uloboridae
Product: MPN domain-containing protein-like
Exons: 16
Coding region: 133-1548 (471 amino acids)
Biological process (GO): double-strand break repair
Cellular component (GO): BRISC complex; BRCA1-A complex
Molecular function (GO): polyubiquitin modification-dependent protein binding; metallopeptidase activity
Source: RefSeq, a predicted model, not a curated record
GAUUUGUGAUGGUGACGGAAGUGAAUAGUAAACACCGGCGGAAAAUGAAGUUAAAAUAAAUUUGAUUCAAGAAAAUUUACCCUUCUUUCAAAAAAAGUUUGUUGCACGUCUUUUGGAACAUUUUAGGAAGAAAUGGCUGCACAAAGCUCUAAAUCUGAUGAUGUUAUGGAUGACGAUGAUGCUCGGGGUCAUUCCGGGGAGGAUGAAGAAGAGGAAGCUGAGAGUGGCGUAGAUUCUUUGGAGGAAUUACAAAAAAGAAGAAGCAUACAGAGUGGCCGUGGAGUUACUCUUUCUAUGCUGAUGAGUGAUGGAAUCCUUGAAGCUGGAGAAGGCUUUUUAACUAUUGAUUAUCUUGGUGCAAAAUUUGUUGGAGACCUUCUUCCUGGUGGGAAGAUAAGAGCUCAAGAAACUCAAAAAAUAUUUUCUUCUCCAAGUUCCUGGGCGAUUCAUUGCAAAAAACUGUUAAAUCCUGACAAAAAAUCUGGCUGCGGUUGGUCAUCCAUGCGAUACAAGGGGAAAAAGUUAGAUACUUACAAAAAUCUUUGGUUUCGAAAACACAAGCAACAAGAACAAGAAAGCAAUAAUGCAGCACAAUUCCAGUUUUCAGGAUAUGACAAAAAAAAUAUAACAUCAAAAAAGUGGGAUUUGGACAAAAUGCAAAACAUGAUUCCCAGACCUAGACCUACUCCACAAAAAAGAAUUAUUGUUCCACAUUCAGUUUUGGGCAACAGAUCCUUUGCUCAUGACCUUAACACACUUGUAAAGUGUACUCCAUUUAGUGGUUUAGAUAGGAUACAACCAUUUACUGUCACUAUUGCCACCAACUGCUUAUUACUUGUGGACUUUCAUUGCCACAUAGUAAAAAAUGAAGUUGUUGGAUAUUUAGGUGGUAACUGGGACAUUGCCUCACACAAUUUGGCUGUCCUACAAGCUUUUCCUUGUAGGUCCGGUCUGGGGGAUAAAGACAGUGCUGCUCGAGUAGAAGAUGAAAUUCGUAGGUCACUAGAAAGGCGUCAUCUUUCUGUCGUUGGGUGGUACCACAGUCAUCCUACAUUCCCUGCCCAACCCACAAUAAAAGAUGUAGACAGCCAAAUGGAGUAUCAAAUCACAAUGAAGGGUGAUAGUGAUUCUUCUUAUACACCUUGUCUUGGUCUCAUUUGCUCACCUUAUGAUCCUCAAAAGCCUUCUAUGGAAGCUGACUAUCUUGCUUACUGGGUUAUGCCUCCACCUGAACAUCGUCCUCAUGAAUAUGGUAGACCGAUGCAAAUGAUAUACAGCAUUGCCCAUGAUUCAUUCCUCACUCAAGAUUUGCUCAUGGAAAUGCGUCUGAUUUCUGAGUAUUACAGAUCAACUGGUGAAGCUUUGGACUUUAAUUCUGAAUUAUCAUCUCAAGCCGGUGGCUCUCAUUGGGAGAAACUUCAAACAUCUCUUCGUACAAAGCUCCCACGAGAUCUUAUGGUGACGGGAGCUCAGUCGACUGCUCAAGCACAAGCAGUUACACACUUUUGGGAUUUCCUCAAAGAAAGUUUACUUCGGGCCUCGUAUUGACUUCUGGCUUUGGGGUUCCUAUCUCUAAAGUUGAUUCAAUUCUAGAAUAAGAAGCAAGUUCAAAGGUGUGUUAAGUAAAGAAAAUUCAAAAUAUGUUUUGCUGCUAUAAAAAUUGGUCACCCUUCUGUUACCUUGUUUUUAAAAUGCAUAAAAUUUAAUUUCUAUGCGCACUUUGAAAGUUGUUAAUUUCAACA